Gaeumannomyces tritici R3-111a-1 is the source of this 264-nucleotide messenger RNA. RefSeq lists its product as hypothetical. Bases 1 to 264 code for a protein of 87 amino acids. The transcript has 3 exons. The record is from RefSeq and is a predicted model, not a curated record. Lineage: Eukaryota; Fungi; Ascomycota; Sordariomycetes; Magnaporthales; Magnaporthaceae.
AUGCCGGCAAAUUACCGGUAUCGCGGCCAAAAUAUAAUAACGAAAUUAAAAAAUAAGGUUUUACGUAAAGCAAAGUUAUUUUUAAACCUUUUAUGCUUAAAAAAUCGGCAAUUUGGCAAAAUAUCGCCCAUUACAUUAACAAUUACGAAUUUAUUUUUAAAAACGAAAAAAAACGCUACGCGAUUAAAAAGUUCGCGGGGGAUACCGUUAUUAAACAAAAGGAUUACAAAUUGUUUAAAGCGUUCCGGAUUCGUUAGGAUUUAA